CCCCCCGUUUUGGUGAAGUUGGUAGAGUCCACUCUGGGCGCGCAGUUCCGCUGGUCUUCAAAAUAACCUGAAAGCGAAAGCUAUGGAGGAAGCUUAUGAAGCAGAAAUUAAACUUCUACAAGAAGAAAUUGCAGAAUUGCAAGAACAUCUGGAAAACAAUGAAAGAGAGGUCUCUUUGCACUUUGAUAAGGACAUACCUAAACUUUUGACAUGUCUAAGGGCAAAGUCAACAACAGGAUAUGGGGAAGGUAAAAUGGAUACAGCUUCAAAUCUUGUGAUGGAAUUGGAGAAGCUGGAGAAAGAUCUUGCCCGCCAGACUAAAAUGAACGGAAUUGUUCUGACAGAGUGCAGAGUGAAGACCCUGGAAAAAAAUAAAAGCAAAAUUAUCCAGCAACACAGGCUUACUGGUUACUGCUGUCAACUGGCUUUCCAGGUAGAAUUUGAGUUGACAGAUGUUCAGGAGAACAAUGGCCCUAGAACUGUCACCAGCCUUAAUAUAGUCAUGGAUGGCUCUGAGUUUGGUGAAAUCAGCACUUUUGUGUCACAAGCAGAGGACAGCAGGAGCCUUGUAGCUUUCUUCCGCACCCUCCGGCGCUUCUCUGAGUGGUGUGAACACCGCAGCCGGACCUUCAGGCACUUCCAGGAUAAGUACCCAGACGUGGUGAGCCUUCCUGAGGGCUGCAGAGCGGACAUCAUGACGAUCCAGUGCCCGAAACUACCUGGGUGCACUUUGUGCGUCGUGUGGAGCAUCAAGGUCACAAAGGAGGGAGGGGUCACUCCCAAGCUGGAGGUGCUGCCCAGACUGCCAGAGAGAGCCCUCCGCAUGGACCAGAAGAAGGUGAUGGAAAAAGCCCCGUGCUCCUUUCAGAGUCUGCUCCGUGUGCUGGGAGUGGAGGCCGCAAUCGACAGUCUGAUAAGAGCAGUGUGUGUGGACUAGCGCCUCCUGCUGGUAGCAUGUCAGUGGUUGGGUAAGGAAGACAGAAGCCAUUCUGCUUUCAUAGCAUUUUAUUAGCAGUAUAAAUCUCUGUACAAUUCCUGUUGAAACCAAAGCCUCCAACCCACAUUCUCUUCCACCUGUAUGUACAUAUACUUGUACUGUCAAUAUUUAUAAUUAGCCAAGUCCUAAAAAAAUAAAUAACAUUUAAAUACAAAAA
Molecule: messenger RNA, 1154 nt
Organism: Paramormyrops kingsleyae
Lineage: Eukaryota; Metazoa; Chordata; Actinopteri; Osteoglossiformes; Mormyridae
Gene: cenpp
Product: centromere protein P
Biological process (GO): CENP-A containing chromatin assembly
Cellular component (GO): chromosome, centromeric region; nucleus
Source: RefSeq, a predicted model, not a curated record